Messenger RNA from Monopterus albus (swamp eel), 2339 nucleotides. RefSeq lists its product as uncharacterized. Lineage: Eukaryota; Metazoa; Chordata; Actinopteri; Synbranchiformes; Synbranchidae. The transcript is spliced from 6 exons. The record is from RefSeq and is a predicted model, not a curated record. Bases 927 to 1271 code for a protein of 114 amino acids.
GUGGUCUCGUCUCGGUGUUUCCUGCUGGCCGUGGGAUAGCUACUCUUUUCGCAGCUUUUGUUAUUAUUUGUAAAAGAGACACUGAUUGCCUUUCUCUGAUAUUGUAAAUCAAGACGUGGCUCGAUAUUUUGCAGCUUUUGAUAGAAUGCAUUUCCACUUACUUUCUUAGUCGUUUUUCUAAAACUGUAGUAUAUAUAUAGUAUGUAUAGUAUACACCGUGCAUGGGAUGCAGCUGCAGCUUUUAUGUAUACCCUAUGAAUGCAGGCUACACAUAGAAGCUGGUAGUAAAGAGGACACGAAUCUGUCAGCUGAUCAUACUGGGAUCAACCACUUUGCGUUUUCCCGAUCCUAAAGCAAUACACAACCAGGUGGUUUGGUCGAACAUACUGUUACGUUAGCCAUAUUGUUGCGACUCUUACAAGCCGAUAGAGCGGUGGAGAUGGGCGUGCGAGGCCACAGCUUAAUCCUCUGAGCCCCCCAGAAACCCCCUCCUCUAGUAAACGAGCUUGGCACGGUGGUAUCCUCGCAGCCUGAAAGGCCUUAUUGUUGCGGUGCAGCCGGCACCGACGUGCGCACCCUCUCACUGGUGUUUUCCCAGACUGGUGUGUGGAUAAUUCACGACGCCGCUACACUGUCUGAUACUGUCUUUUCCGGAAAUAGAUUGAGAUACCCGUGUUUUUAAUUCAAGGGUGGGGCGCUUCAUGACUAAUUGGUGACUAAAAAUGUGCAUCUCUCAAGCCGAAGUUCAGGGGAUUUCUUCCUGUGCAAAAUGAAGACUACUACAAGACCACAUUACUGGAUGUCCUAAUAAGGACAGAAGCUUCUCAGAGGAUUUCCCUAGAGACAAAUCCUUCAUCACAAGGCCUGUCUGUUAUGUGUACUUCUCAUGCUUAGGGGUGAGGAGGAGAACAGCUGAGGAGGAGGAGAUGGGUUGCACCUCUGCCAAGCAGGUGUCUGCCGUGCCCAACGAUGAGGAGGGCCAGAAUAAAUCCUACAGCAACGGGGACCUGGUCUCUGAUGAGUACAAGGUGAAAAGCAUGGAUAAAGUCAAAUACAUCAGCGGAGAAGAGGCAGGAGUGGACAGCCAGGACAGCGCAGAGAAAAGUGCUCUCCUUAGUAAAGGUCAACAUGCGGAUGAAACUGGAUCUAAUGGAAAUGGAAAGAUACUGAGCAUCCACUCCUCAGAGAGCCAGCAAGAAUUUUUCAGGAUGUUGGAUGAGAAAAUUGAAAAGGGUCGGGACUACUGCUCAGAGGAAGAGGAUAUUACAUAGCAGUGUGAUCUGGUACCUGCCCAUCCAGGUUUGAGAGGAACUGUCAUUGAAGUGACACAGAUGAACCGUGCCACAUGGCACCAAGGUCAGGGGGCCUUGUUUCGACUGUCCGAGAAGAAUGGAUUACAGCACUUUCUUGCCCUGCUGCUCACAACCUGCUCAUCUGAUUAACCCUGAGAAAGAUUGAAACCAAAGUUAAAGAUGGAUCAGUGUUCACUCUCCAAAGGGAGAGAACUUGUACGAUGAAGCUGAUGAAAUCUAGAGAUCUUAAAGAUCACUUGCGUUUGUUUUCAUGCUUGGAUACCUUCUGAAAGGUGAAUAUACGUGGCUAUCACUGAGACCUUCUAUACUCAUUCAAAACACUCAGCAGCAGUAACAAGCGGCGCUGUUGUGGACGCUCACUCUUAAAGGAAAAUAACGUUUCUAUCUGCAUCGUUUUGAAUAUUUCAACCUCGAACGCCGCCUUGAAAAGUCACUGGGUUUGAAAGACACAGUAUGAGCCUCUUUUCUACAGUUCACUGGCCAGUACAGUGCAUUUGUCUGUCCACGUCUGUGUCAGUGUAGAGUAUUUAUGUUGAAUAAGGCUCAGGGUUGAAGUGUUGUACUGUCUAGUGUGGUUAAGUCCUUCUCACUGAGACACUGUUGCACCAUUAAAGACACACCUACUCACACAGCAGGGUUACUGCAGUCCCCCGCUUCAGUAUCUGUUCUGUGUGAACUCUACAGAGUGAGCACUGCAAUGCCACAUAUUAGUCUGUGUUUCACUCACCAGUGUUAUGUUGUUGUGUUCAGUUUCUAUGUUGAAUUGUUUUCUAUAAAAAUAAAGCAUUUUCACAGUAUCUUACCCACAUAGCUGACACUGUUGUGCUGUUUCAAGAACUGGUACCACAGAUGAAAGUGCAGAAAACAACCUGCAAAUGAAGCAAUUUGUGAACAAUAUACUCAUAGAUACCAAUCAGCCUUAACAUUAUGACAACACUGUGUACAAAGGAGUCAGUGUGAUACUCGGCUGGCACUCGUGUCACUGCAGCUCACUGUGAAUCCGUUUGCUUCCACAGUUCUACUGUC